AUGACUAGAUGCAAUGAUAAUGAAUAUGAUUUCUUGUUCAAAAUAAUCUUAAUAGGUAAACCUAUUUUAUUUAAAUUAUUAGGAGAUUCUGGAGUUGGUAAAACAAAUAUUUUGUAAAGAUUUCUAAAAAAUGAAUUUAUUUUAGAUUCCAAACCCACUAUUGGAGUUGAAUUUUCAACAAAAACCAUUAAUGUUCAAAAUAAAACUGUUAAAUGCUAAAUUUGGGAUACUGCUGGAUAAGAAAGGUAAAAAUUAAACUAUUUAAGAUAUCGAGCAAUAACAAAUGCUUAUUAUAGAGGAGCAGUAGGGGCUUUUGUUUGUUAUGAUGUAACAAGGGAGAUUACUUUUAGAAAUACAGAAAAAUGGUUAAGUGAAAUUAAAGAGUAUGCUCCAAAAAAUAUUGUAAUAAUGAUGAUUGGUAACAAAAUUGAUUAAACAAAUAAUAGAGUAUAUUUUUAUUAUAUUAAUAGAUAGUUAGGAGUGGAGAAGCUGCUAAACUCUGUGAAUAACAUAAAAUCGGAUAUAUAGAAACUUCAGCAUAAAAUGGCUAAAAUGUCGAAGAGGCCUUCUCUAACUUAGUUAGUGGUAUCAAUUAACUAGAUUAAUAGAAAUAUUUAAUUCAAUGUCAUCCAUAUAAUAAAUAAGUGUUGAACAGCUCUAAGGAGAUAAAAUAACUUUUCAAGAUGAUUCUCUGAGAAAAAAUGCAAAAAAAAAAAAUAGUAGAAAAGAAAAAGAAAAAUGCUGUUAAUGAG
This is a messenger RNA of Paramecium pentaurelia, 752 nucleotides long. The record is from the annotation of a GenBank genome assembly. Lineage: Eukaryota; Ciliophora; Oligohymenophorea; Peniculida; Parameciidae.